This is a messenger RNA of Caenorhabditis briggsae, 1527 nucleotides long. The coding region runs from base 1 to 1527 and encodes 508 amino acids. Lineage: Eukaryota; Metazoa; Nematoda; Chromadorea; Rhabditida; Rhabditidae. The record is from RefSeq and is a predicted model, not a curated record. The transcript is spliced from 5 exons.
AUGAAAAUUCUAUAUAUCCUUCAAGUUUUCUUGAUUAACUACAGUAACCAAGACAUAGCUGAAAGCCUCAAACACGUUCUGAAUAGUUAUAAACACGUUUCCGACCCAAAAUGUGUGUUCAACUACACAGAAGUGAAUUCCCGAACGAUCAAGCAUUUUCCAAAAUGUGAUGAGGUGUUUGGGAUUUUGGUCAUUAACGAGAAUACGGAUUUGGAAGUGUCACAACUAAAGAAGGCGUUCAGCAAAAUGACAGUACUCUACGGUGGAAUAAGAGUUGAAUAUUCGAAAUUUGAAAAUCUGAAUUUUCUAACAGUGGAUCAAGAUGGAUGGUUUUAUAUGUACUGUGAGACCUAUGGUGUCUACAUUUGGAAUAAUCAGAAUUUGACAGAUGUUUAUGGUUUAUGGGAUGUGUAUUUGGCAGAGGAUGGAGAUGGGAGAGAGUGUGACUUUCGGAUGGAGAAUAACCCUAAAUUGAAUGCUGAGAACUUUUGCACUUAUGGAUCUAUGUAUAUGUUCAUGGAUUUGAAAGUUAAAGGGAAUAUGAAAGAUUGUGGAUGUCAAGGAGAUGAGCUCACCCAAUCCUCCUUCCCCAACUACAACAAUUGCACAAAACUUUUUAGCGGAUUUCACUUGGACAACCAAACGAUGGUAAAUAACUUGGACGCGUUGUCCAACCUCGACACCAUUAGAGGAGGAAUCGACAUCCAUAAUGCUGGAGUUACUAACUUAUCCUUUUUUGGCAAUUUACAAAUUAUAGAAGUCAAUAAUGAGAUGGAUCACGAGAAACUGAUUUUAAACAUUGCCGGGAAUGCGCUUCUAGAAAAGUUGGCGAUUCCAUAUCUUAGAGAAUUGUCGAACUCGAAAGAUGGUGUUAAGCUAGCUAGGAUCGAAAGGAACCAUCCGGAUUUCUGUCUUACGAUUGAAGAAAUCGCUUUCUUUUUGGAGAAUCAUGUGUUCUUUGUGAGCCUGGAAAUGAAGUUGUGCGAGGAUACGCGGACUAGAAUAUCCAAUAUAAAUGUUUGUCGUUAUCGAUCGAUGAAGAGCUUAGAGGAGAAUUGUAACUUGAUAAUUGGAGACAUAAUUAUCAACUCUAGGGAUGAAGAAUAUAUUCAUAAAUUGUCAAAUGUGUUAUACCUUUUUGGAUCGCUAGCAAUUCAAAAUACAACACUUGAUCGUUUGGACUCACUUUAUAAUCUCCGUUAUAUUCUACACUUGAAUAAUCCCAAUCCGAUUUUUCAAAUAGUGGGAAACAAAAAGUUGAAAGAAGCUCGCUUAGUGGAUGUUGAGAACGUGAUCACCAAUGGCAAUAGAACGGCUAUUUUCCAAGGUAACCAUCCAGAUCUAUUCCAAGAUGGCGGAGGUGACUGUAGAUUAUUUGACGGAAUGGAUAACGAUGAGACCAACUAUAGAUUGCGUUUGGAUUUCAUUGGAGGAGAUUGUGGGGAGGAAGUGAUGAUUGUUCAUCGAUCAUCAUGGCGAAUUCAGAUUUUGGUAAUUUUCACUUUUGUGAUUUCCAGAAUGUUAUGA